AUGAACAAACCAUCAGCUAUUAAGGAUGGGAAAGGAACCAGCAAAAUGCAAGGGAAUAAGAUGGAGACAGGGAAACAAAGAAUGCAAGAAAAUCAGGAUAAUGCAGGGUGGAUAACACCAAGCAAUGCUACAAGAACCACAACAUAUAAGGCUUGCUACUUGGAGGAAGAGAUAAGUGAUCAUUGCCCACUAAAGCUAUCAAAUGUUAACUCACCAAGGAGGGCAAAAGCUGCCUUUAAUUUCUGUAAUGUUUGGGCAUCUCAUCCAAACUUUAUAGAUAUAGUUAAGGCAGGAUGGAGGAAGGAAGUUGAGGGAUGCAGUAUGUUUCAAGUGGUUAGGAAGUUAAAAAUGAUGAAGAAGGAUUUGAAGAUGCUGAAUAAGAAGUAUUUCAGCAACAUUAUAGAAGAAGCUGAUGCAGACAGAAUGGCCUUGGCUGCAGCUCAAGCUGAACUUCAUAAAAAUCCAGUGGAUGUGGGGCUCCAGCUAGCAGAAAAGCAGAAGUUUCAAAAAUUCAAAAGAUCAUCAUACUUGGCAGAGGUAUAUCUUCAACAAAGGAGCAAGGCUACCUGGAUCAAACUGGGAGAUGAUAAUAAUAGGUACUUCUUUUCAGUAAUAAAGCACAGGAGGUUGCAGGAAGCAAUUAUCCAAUUAACUUAUAAUGCUGGAGACAUAAAAACUGAGCAGCAAGAGAUAGCAGGAAUCUUUGUAGACUAUUACCAGAAAUUACUAGGGACAAAAGGAAGGUUCAGGGAUCAUGCCAUCCAGGGGUUUCUGAAAAAUGGGAAACAUAAAUGUGACACUAAAAGCCCUGGACUAGAUGGAUAUGGGAGUGGUUUUUACAAAGCAGCCUUGACAAUAAUUGGAGAGGAUGUGAUCAAGGCAGUGCUGGAAUUUCUUGAGACUGGAGAACUACUCACUCAGAUUAACUCUACCAGUAUAACACUUAUUCCAAAAGUGAAGAAUCCCUUGCAGGCAAGUCAAUUUAGACCUAUUGCUUGCUGUAAUGUCAUUUACAAAUGCAUUUCCAAGAUCAUCUGUACUAGAUUGAGGAAAGUUAUUCCAAUGAUUGUAGCUGAUAAUCAAGCAGCUUUCAUUGAAUAA
Molecule: messenger RNA, 1101 nt
Organism: Nicotiana attenuata
Lineage: Eukaryota; Viridiplantae; Streptophyta; Magnoliopsida; Solanales; Solanaceae
Exons: 3
Coding region: 1-1101 (366 amino acids)
Source: RefSeq, a predicted model, not a curated record